Molecule: messenger RNA, 681 nt
Organism: Morus notabilis
Lineage: Eukaryota; Viridiplantae; Streptophyta; Magnoliopsida; Rosales; Moraceae
Product: probable aspartic protease At2g35615
Exons: 1
Coding region: 1-681 (226 amino acids)
Cellular component (GO): extracellular region
Source: RefSeq, a predicted model, not a curated record
AUGAGCACCAUUGGCAUUAUGGACACCGGAAGUGAUCUCUCAUGGACUCAAUGCAAGCCUUGCAAACGUUGCUUCAAGCAACAAGGCCCUCUUUUUGACUCCCAAAACUCCCCAACAUACAAGCCUUUUCCAUGCAACGCCAAAGAAUGUAAAUACUUGGGAAAAGAUGGUUUCUGUGAUAAAAAGAAGCAACUUUGUGGCUACAACUAUACAUAUGGGGACAACUCAUUCACCGUAGGAAACCUUGCCCUGGAGACUUUCACCUUGUUUUCUUCACAAGGGAAUCCCAUAUCCUUUCCGAUGAUCGCCUUUGGCUGCGGAUUCAACAACGGAGGAAUCUUUAGCGGAGUCGAAUCGGGUAUCAUUGGACUUGGAAAUGGACAAUUGUCACUUGUUUCUCAAAUGAGUUCUUCAAUUAAUGGAAAAUUCUCUUAUUGCUUGGUGCCCGUUUCUUCUCAAUCUAAGCAUUCAAGCAAAAUGACAUUUGGUGGUGCGGGUUUGCCUUCUGGUCAUAGUACGGUCUCCACUCCUUUACUAUUAAACGGUACGGAAAACUACUAUUACCUUGCACUUGAAGGUAUUAGUGUUGGAAAAAAGAGAUCUGAUAUUAAUAAUUCUUUGGCAAGGAAUUCUUCAAAUGCUUUCAAGGGCAACAUUAUGAUAGACUCUGGAGAGAUUUGA